UGUUGAGGGUCCUUUAGCCUUGAGUGGCCAUGCACGCCAAGCCCAUUAUUUGUCCCCACCCCUGAAAUCCAAUUUCCCUUUCUUCCCUUUAGAACUCUAGUUGGUAUCUUCAUUCUCAUCACGCACUAACAUCCCACCAACUUUAUUGUGAUUCAUAGGCCGUUACCAAAGAGUCUAUCUCCCUCUUGCCUUGUAACCCCUAACACCUUUCACGAAACCCAUGCACCCAUUCCCUUAGAAUCUGAUCUUUUUUCACAAGAGAAAUAUAUGUAGAAGAAACCCAGUAAACAACAUACCAUCUUUCCCAUUAAAAAUGCCUGUAUCUGUAACCUCAAAGCUACCAGAAGACCCAACUCUUCAACCAUCUUCAACUCCAAGACCACCACCCCUCACUCCGAAAUGGCCUAUCAACAUCAAGCAAUUGAUUUCAUUAGAGCUAAGGAUACACGGGAGGAUAGCUGUCCCUUUGGUGGCCAUGAAUUUAACCUGGUUCGCAAAAUUAGCGAUCACUACUGCAUUUCUUGGUCGGCUUGGAGAGCUUGAACUAGCAGGAGGCGCACUUGGUUUCACCUUUGCUAAUGUCACUGGAUUCUCUGUUUUGAAUGGCCUCUGUGGUGCCAUGGAGCCUAUCUGUGGUCAAGCUUAUGGAGCAAAAAACCAUAAGCUCCUCCAUAAGACACUAGUCAUGGCAACCUUUCUCCUACUGAUAACCACAAUCCCAAUUGCUUUCUUAUGGGUAAAUGUUGACAAGAUACUUCUCCACUUUGGCCAACAACCAGAUAUUUCAUUUGUUGCACAGAAGUAUCUUGUGUAUCUUCUCCCUGACUUGCUGGUUACUUCAUUCCUUUGUCCUCUCAAGGCUUACUUAAGCUCCCAAAGCAUAACAGUCCCUAUAAUGUUCAGUUCAGCUCUUGGACUGGCCCUUCACCUCCCUAUAAACAUCUUACUUUCAAAAGCAAAGGGCCUACAGGGAGUUUCUAUGUCAGUCUGGUUGACUGAUCUUAUUGUUGUCGUUCUGCUUGGAUUGUAUGUAUUGGUGGUGGAAAAGAGAAAAGGGGAAAGGUGGGGGGAGGGGGGUUGGUGGGAUCAAAAAUUGGGAGAGUGGAUUCAGUUACUAAGGCUCUGUGGUCCUUGUUGCCUCACUACCUGCCUUGAAUGGUGGUGCUAUGAGAUACUGGUCUUACUAACUGGGCGCUUACCAGAUGCAAGACAGGCUGUGGCAGUGCUAGCAGUGGUGCUCAACUUUGACUACCUCCUCUUCUCUAUCAUGCUCUCGUUAGCCACAUGUGCAUCCAUUCGUGUAUCAAAUGAACUAGGUAGAAACAGAGCAAGCCCUGCUCGCCAAUCUGCAUAUGUAUCCUUAGCAGUUGGCAUUGUAUCAGGUUGCAUUGGUGCUUCCGCAAUGGUAGCAGCCAGAGGAGUCUGGGGGUCUCUGUUUAGCCAUGAUGAAGGCAUCUUGAAAGGUGUCAAGAAGAUGAUGUUAGUAAUGGCUCUCCUGGAAGUUGUAAACUUCCCAUUGGCAGUUUGUGGAGGGAUAGUCCGUGGGACAGCAAGGCCAUGGCUAGGUAUGUAUGCAAACCUCGGUGGGUUUUACCUGUUGGCCUUACCUUUGGGUGUUGUGUUGGCAUUCAAGGUCCGGCUUGGUCUUGGUGGACUGCUGUUUGGGUUCUUGGCUGGUGUGACUGUGUGCUUGUUUUUGUUGUUAAUUUUCAUUCUGAGGAUUGAUUGGGUAAAAGAAGCGAACAAGGCACAAGUACGUGCUGGACAGGACGUUGGUGAUCUAAACCCAGGAGGAGAUAAUAGAGCUGCGGGAGUUGUUAAUAGUUCUGAAGUACAUGACUAUCUGCCUCAACAGAAGCCAUAACCAGUCAAUUGGCUUCAAUUGUUUGAGCUCUGCUUAGAUAGAUGGGCUUCUAACCAUCAUCAAACUGCGUACAGAACCUGUCUUUUGUAAUGAUAUGUAAACUUGAACCAUCUUCAAGUGCAGAAAUCCAUGAAGGAUAAGUACAGUACUGGAGAUUGUUGUAGAUUGGACAAAUCAUAGGCUUCAACAUUAAUGAUAACUUACUCGAAGAUAGCAUUCAAUCUUCAUGCCUA
Macadamia integrifolia is the source of this 2097-nucleotide messenger RNA. RefSeq names its product protein DETOXIFICATION 56. The coding region runs from base 314 to 1864 and encodes 516 amino acids. The record is from RefSeq and is a predicted model, not a curated record. Gene Ontology annotation, biological process: xenobiotic detoxification by transmembrane export across the plasma membrane. Lineage: Eukaryota; Viridiplantae; Streptophyta; Magnoliopsida; Proteales; Proteaceae. Gene Ontology annotation, cellular component: membrane. The transcript has a single exon. Gene Ontology annotation, molecular function: xenobiotic transmembrane transporter activity; antiporter activity.